Molecule: messenger RNA, 1182 nt
Organism: Williopsis jadinii
Lineage: Eukaryota; Fungi; Ascomycota; Saccharomycetes; Phaffomycetales; Wickerhamomycetaceae
Gene: REI1
Product: Rei1p
Exons: 1
Coding region: 1-1182 (393 amino acids)
Biological process (GO): ribosomal large subunit biogenesis
Cellular component (GO): preribosome, large subunit precursor
Source: RefSeq, a predicted model, not a curated record
AUGUAUACUUGUAACACGUGCCAGCUGCAGUUCCCAGAGGCCGAAGGCCAGAGAAGUCAUAUGAAGUCUGAUUGGCACAGGUAUAACCUGAAGAGAAGAGUCGCUGGUCUGCCGUCUAUAGACGAGGCCAUGUUCAACGAGAAGGUCAGCAAGCUGUCGCAGGCCGAGGAGGAUGGCAAGAAGCAGAAGAGCGAGAAAGAGAAGAACAUCACAAAGAAGGAACAGAGAAAGAGAGAGAAGGAGGCCCUAUUGGAGAAGAAGAGACAGCUGCUGGAGCUUGCUAAACAGAACAUGCUCAAAUCCAUGAAGCAAGGUGAGACUGAGAACCAGAAUGACAAGCCUACAGAGGCGACAGUUACUGAGCAAUUAGAGGAGCUGAAAAUUGAAGAUGAAGAAAACCAGGAGGAAGAACUCACGCCUGAGCAACAGGAGGAGAAACUCUUAGCUGAGAAAUUGGCCAAUGGGGUUGAGAUUGAACCUGAAGUUUGUCUAUUCUGUAACAAGAAGUUCCCACACUUUGAAGCAUGCUGUACUCACAUGUUCAAGUACCAUGGCUUCUACAUCCCAGAACAGAACUUCCUUACGGAUAAACUUGGGCUGGUGAAGUACAUGUCUGAGAAGAUUGGGCUCGGUAAUGUUUGUAUCGUUUGCAACUACCAAGGUAGAUCGCUUGAAGCCGUGAGAGCUCACAUGCUGGCUAAGAGACACUGCAGCAUUCCGUAUGAGUCUGAAAAUGAGAAAUUGGAGAUCUCAGAGUUUUACGACUUUUCCUCCACCUACAAAGAACUCGACGGUGAGGAUGACCAAUGGGAAGAUGUUGAUGACGAAGGUGAACUUGUUGGCAGCGACGAAGAGGAGGCUGAUGACGACGAGCCGUUACCUGAACAAGUCUCCUACAAUGAUGGUGUCGAGCUACACUUACCUAGUGGUGUUAAAGUAGGACAUCGUGCCUAUGCCAGAUACUUCCGUCAAAACCUCAGACCUGAGACAGUGCUCUCCGAGGGCCAAGGAACCGUUAUCGCAGCAGAGUCCAGACAUUUGGCAUCUGUACAUGACAGACAAGCUCUUUUGGAGAAGAAGAGAAUCUGGAGACACGAGAAGAGUGAUCUGGACAGAAAUGAUAGAAGGGCACAGAAGAACAUCAACAACCAACCUCACUACAGAGAUCAAUUGUUACAAUGA